AAUUUGUGCACUUUUUUAUAUUUUAUACAUGCCUUACCGAGGCGAAUUUAUACCCUGACAAAACCGCCACACUCCUCCUUUCUCUUUCUUCAAACUUCAAAAACAACUCACGUGUCACCACUUUCAUCACUCCACGUUUCCCGCCGUCUUCAACCUCAUCAUCGUCAUCCACCACCGCAACAACACCAUCAAAACCCUCCAUUCCCAUUUCAAGAAUUCAAACAAAUCUUCGAUCAUUCAUAUUUCUCGCAUAUUAAUAACAUGAUAAUGAAGCUGUACGUGUACGUAUUGGAAGGUAAAGAUUGGGCAGUUGAAGAGUCAUAUGUAAAACUCAAAGUUGGAAAGUUCAAAUCAAGAACCAGGGUUUUGAAGAACACAAGAAACCCUGUUUGGAAUGAGGAGUUUGUGUUCAGAGUUGAUUGUUUAGAUGAUGAUGAGCUUGUUGUGUCUGUGUAUGAUGGUGAUGGUGAUGAUGAAUCUAGUGGGUUGUUUAAGGUUAAUAGUUGUAGGAGUUUGGUGGGUCGGGUUCGGAUCCCUUUGUGGUCGGUUGCUGCUGAAGAGGAUCAUCAUUUGCAACCUACUUGGUUUUCGGUUCAAAGUGACGAAUCUAAUGAAUCAAUAGAGAAAGCAUGUGGUAAGAUUCUUCUUGCUCUUUCGUUACACGGGAAAAACCAAGAUAUCUCCAAUGGUAAUCAAUUCUUACAACCAAGCAUGAUCAGUGAUCAAUAUAGUGAUAUCAAACAAAGCCCGUCGCAUGAUUCUAACACCUCUAAAUCACCACGAAAGAUGAUAAAAUCCAUUACUAGACGAUUUGAGAAGCUCUUUCACAAACACAAUGAUUCAUCCGGUGUAGACGAUUCAUCUGACUUGCCAACAACCUCAUCCGACAAUGGUGAGUCAACAGAAGAACUUCCUCUCAUUACUACAUUUGAAGAUUCAAUGGAAACCAUGGAGUCAUUAGCUGACCAAAAGGAAAUGCCCGAAAAUCUACAAGGAGGGGUUCUUCUUGAUGAAACAUAUGUAGUACCUCCUAAAGAUCUCAACCAUUUCUUAUUUGCACCCGAUUCACAGUUUAUGAAAGAGUUAGCAGCAAUUCAAAGUACAACAGACGUUCAUGAGAGCCCAUGGACAUGGGAAUCCGGUCAAACGUCAUCUUUGACCCGCACCGUUACUUAUACAAAAGGUGCAACAAAAUUGGUCAAAGCUUCUAAAGUGACUGAAGACCAAACUUACAUUAAAGCAAAUGGGAAAGAUUUUGCAGUUUUUAUAAGAGUGGAUACGCCUGACGUUCCUUACGGGAGUACUUUUCAAGUUAAAUUACUGUACAAGAUAAUGCAUGGGCCCGAGAUUGGAGGAGAUGAAACUUCGCGAAUUUUAGUUUCUUGGGGGAUUGAUUUUCAUCAAAGCACAAUGAUGAAGAGUAUGAUUGAACAUGGAGCUAAGCAAGGAUUGAAGGAGAGUUUUGAGCAGUUUUCGGAGUUGCUUGGCCAAACAUUUAAACCAGUCAAUCAGUUGGCCACAUUGGACAAAAGUCAAACGCUGGCGACAUUGCAAAAUGAGCAUGAAUCUGAUUGGGAUUUAGCGGUGGGGUAUUUUUGUAACUUCACCGUGGUUUCCACUGUUUUAAUGGUUCUUUAUGCUUUUGUGCAUGUCUUACUAUGUGGGCCAAAUCAAAUUCAAGGUUUAGAGUUUAAUGGUCUUGAAUUACCGGACAGUUUUGGUGAAUUUGUCACGUGUGGGAUAAUCUUAUUCAACUUGCAACAUGUUUAUAUCAUGGCUUCACAUUUUGUCCAAGCUAGGCUGCGUAGAGGAAAUGAUCAUGGUGUCAAAGCUCAAGGUGAAGGGUGGGUACUUACUGUUGCAAUCAUUGAGGGAACCAAUUUAGCCCCAUUGGACUCUUCGGGUUUCUCGGAUCCGUAUGUAGUGUUGACAUGCAAUGGAAAGACGAGAACGAGCUCUGUCAAGCUUCAAACACUUGAUCCUCAGUGGAAUGAGGUACUCGAGUUUGAUGCUGCAGAAGAACCCCCAUCACUCUUGGACGUUGAAGUUUUCGACUUUGAUGGCCCAUUUGGUCAAGCAGCUUCACUUGGGCACGCAGAGAUUAGAUUCUUAAGACACACGACAGAGGAAUUAGCAGACAUGUGGGUCCCGCUUGAAGGAAGACUUGCAAAGUCUUUACAGUCUAAGUUGCAUUUAAGAAUUUUCUUGGAUAAUAAUAAUGGAGUCGAAACAAUCAAAGAAUACAUGACAAAAGUCGAGAAAGAAGCUGGGAAAAAGAUCAAUGUGAGAUCGCCUCAUAGGAACUCGACUUUUCAGAAGCUUUUUAGCUUGCCACCCGAGGAAUUUCUAGUUAGUGAUUUCUCGUGUUCUCUCAAAAGAAAACUGCCCCUUCAGGGCCGACUGUAUGUAUCUUCAAGAAUUGUUGGAUUUUACGCGAACUUAUUUGGGCACAAAACAAAAUUUUCAUUCUUAUGGGAAGACGUUGAAGACAUUCAUUCCCUUCCCCCGACACUGGCAUCAGUGGGGAGCCCGAUACUUGUGAUGGUUCUGCUUAAAGGUCGAGGCGUAGACGCUAGGCAUGGUGCCAAGUCUCAAGACGAAAAGGGCCGACUGUGUUUUUACUUCCAUUCUUUCGUGUCAUUUAGUUCAGCUAGACGGACGAUAAUGGCAUUAUGGAGAACAAGAUCAUCAAGCCCAGAUCCGAAAACCGACGUCUUUGAGGAUACAACCGUCACGUCACAAGAUCAUCAACAUCAAGAAAAAGAUGAGAAGUGUUUAUGUGAAGACGUUACUUCUCAUUUGGUCGUUGGAGAUGCAAAAAUGACCAAGAUCUAUUCGGAAGAACUUCCGAUUAGUUUGGAGUCAAUUAUGGAAAUCUUUAAAGGAGGAGACUUGGAGCACAAAGUUAUGGGAAAGUUGUGGUGUUUGAAUUACAACACAACCCCGUGGGAACCCGUUACAGGUCAUUCUGAUAUGCUUGAAAGGCGUUUAUGUUGGAAGUUUAACAGAAGGGUGUCGAGUUUUGGCGGUGAUGUCACGUGCACGCAACAAAAGUUGCCGAUUGUUGACGGGAAAGGGUGGACCAUAACCGAGGCUAUGGCUCUCCAUGAUGUGCCAUUUGGCGAUCAUUUUUAUGUUCAGGUCAAGUAUGAAAUGGUUGAUCGGAAACCAGGGUGGUGCGCGUGUGAUGUCUUCAUUGGGGUGGUGUGGCUCAAAAGUUGUAAAUUUGAGCAACGAAUAACUCGAAACGUGGUUGUAAAGUUUGGUGAUCGAGUACGGGAGCUGUUCGAGUUGGUUGAAAGAGAAGUUCUAUUGGCAGUUGAUGGUCGUAGUUGAUGAUAUCGUUACAAAAGAUUGCAUCUUCUUGUAGCUUACGUCUUCUUUUUGUUUUGAAAUGUAAAGGCUGUUGCAACAUUAAGGGGUUCAUUGAGAAUAUUCAUUUUUUUAAUGUGUAAUGUCUUCUGAUAAUAUACUUGCAUCCAAGAUUUAAAAAUUAGUAGUGUACCUAUCA
Molecule: messenger RNA, 3511 nt
Organism: Helianthus annuus (common sunflower)
Lineage: Eukaryota; Viridiplantae; Streptophyta; Magnoliopsida; Asterales; Asteraceae
Product: C2 and GRAM domain-containing protein At5g50170
Exons: 9
Coding region: 262-3336 (1024 amino acids)
Source: RefSeq, a predicted model, not a curated record